This is a messenger RNA of Planococcus citri (citrus mealybug), 1475 nucleotides long. RefSeq names its product venom protease-like. Gene Ontology annotation, molecular function: serine-type endopeptidase activity. NCBI's taxonomy places the organism in Eukaryota, Metazoa, Arthropoda, Insecta, Hemiptera, Pseudococcidae. The transcript has 7 exons. The record is from RefSeq and is a predicted model, not a curated record. The coding region runs from base 107 to 1048 and encodes 313 amino acids. Gene Ontology annotation, biological process: proteolysis.
CUAAGUACGCAAUUUUCAUCUUUCAAGCAUGUGAUGUAUGAAAUUGUUUGAAAUAGCCUCUUGUAUGGGUUUGCAUUCGCGAUAAAAAGUACUUAGUAAUCGUACAAUGAUUGUGCUUCCGAGGAUAUUUUUUUGCGCGUUGAUCGUCAUAAAAGUAACUAGUGCUUAUGAAGAGCGGGGCAGAAAAACCGAAAAUAAAUGCAAAGAAUACGUGAAGUAUGCUUGUGACAAUCAACCCCCUUUGACUACUAGUGAAAUAAUUUCUUCUCCUACAGACCGCAUAAAAUAUGGAAAAGAAGUGCCUCUAGGAGUAUUUCCUCACAUGGCUGCGAUAUAUUUGUUCGAUAAAUUAUAUAAUGGAACCAACGGUUCGGGUCAAUGUAGCGGUACAUUGAUUAGUGAAAAUUUCGUACUGAGCGCUGCUCAUUGUGCAGAGGACUCAGCUCGUUUUGAAGGCAUUUUUGGAACAGUUAAAUUGGGGAGUACGAUUAAAUUCGAUGACGGCGCCGGAAUAUGGUACAAUGUUAUUGAAAUGUACAGACAUCCUAAUUAUACAUUUGAACCGAAGCUGAAGCUCAGGAAUGAUGUACUUCUCCUGAGACUUGACCGGGAAGUACAAUUUUCACCUUAUAUAAGGCCAAUAUGUUUAAGAACGAAGCCUCUCAACGGCGUAAGCAACGCUGUUGUAUCAGGGUGGGGUAAGGAUGAAAGUGGAAACAUUUCUGAUAUUCUCAAGAGUACUCAAUUAUACAUUGACAAUGAAAUUGUCAAGUCAAACUGCAACGAAGCGUUGGAGGAUGGCUUUUUCGACAGCACGACUGUGAUAUGUGCUGGAGAUCCUAACCAAACAACAGGAACUGACCAGGGUGAUUCUGGGGGACCAAUGCAGAUUUCUUUGGAUACCGGAUGUCCGAAUACUUACGAGCAAAUUGGUAUAGUUUCUGGAUCUUCUACUUUUAACGAUACGCAUCCUCGUGUUGAAGUCUAUUUAUCUACCGACAUUGAACAGUUUAUUCCGUGGAUUGAAAGCAAUGUUUGGCCAGAUUAAUGAUUGUCAUUGUUAUUUAUUUUCAACUAACUGAUUUCGUAUACGAGAUUGUAUACCUUAUUUAGAUUUAUGUAAGAUUAUGCACAGAAAAUUAUUACUGUAUGUGUAGCCCAUACAGGGGUCGGCAUAAGUCAGCAUUCAUAUUCGAAAACUGAUGCGUUCUUUUUCACACCCUGUUGUGUGUAAUGAGUAGAUAGAAAGUCUUGUAGGUAGUGCGUUGUGUUCGUGGAAGUCCCACCAACACUUUGGUAAUGAUAGUUUCGUUCCCCGCUUCGUCACUACAGAAAAAAAUCAUUUCUAUUUGAAAAAAUUUUCUUUUGUGCAAAUCGGAAUACUGACUUAUGCCGACCCCGUAUAUAAUUUAACCAUUCUAUAUUCUAAUGAGAUCUCGAGGUUUCCAUGCAAUACAACUUUUCAACACAUCGCA